AUGAACCCUGACGACUACGCCAACGUCGACCAAGUUCUAGAGCUCGUGAACGCAGAGAUGGCUGCCACCAAGAAGCCCAAGGUUCUCCUUUUCGAUGUUGCUUGGGAUCCCCCGGGCUGGGUAAAUUACUCCAUCUCCAAGACCUCCCCCAACGGUUCCUGGCACCGCCUUGAGAGGGGCCACAUAGCCAUGGAUGAGGCCUUCUUCGCCGGCUUCCAGGAGGAUCUGCAUGACCAGGGCAGAUGGGAAGCGUUCUACCAGGCACAGCAAGCCAAGGACCCCAAGCUGCCGAAAGAGGUUCCUCCUUUGCCAAGUGUCGAUUCUAACUGGCUAUUCCACGAAAUGAUGUCUAUUUCCAAGACUCCUGACCCGUGGAUGUUCCCCGCGCUGCAGGCCCUCAAGGCCAGCGGCGAGUACAUCAUCGGCGCCCUCAGCAACACCGUCAUCUUCCCACCCACCCACAAGGAUUACAGAACCUUCUCCCAGGAUCCCAUCCGGACCACCUUUGACUUUUUUAUCUCAUCAGCCCACGUGGGUCUGAGAAAGCCCAGUCGCGAGAUCUACGACCUCGCCCUCCGCACCGCCAACGAAUUUGCGAGCAAGCAACGCGGGAGCGAGCGGUCGAAGAAAUGGCGCUGGGAAGGAAAUAUUGAGGCUAGUGAUGUGCUUUUCUUCGACGACAUUGGCGAGAAUCUCAAGGCCGCGAGCCAGUUUGGCUUCAAUACCUUCAAGGUUAACCUUGGCAGGGCCUACGAGGCCGUUGAUCAACUCGAGUCCGUGACAGGACUGAAGCUUGCCGGAGCCCAUCCCAAGGUCCCCAUGCAAAUGAGGACAGGUCCUGUAAAAGCUAGGAUAUAA
This is a messenger RNA of Parascedosporium putredinis, 858 nucleotides long. The record is from the annotation of a GenBank genome assembly. NCBI's taxonomy places the organism in Eukaryota, Fungi, Ascomycota, Sordariomycetes, Microascales, Microascaceae.